Molecule: messenger RNA, 1053 nt
Organism: Myripristis murdjan (pinecone soldierfish)
Lineage: Eukaryota; Metazoa; Chordata; Actinopteri; Holocentriformes; Holocentridae
Product: prolactin-releasing peptide receptor
Exons: 3
Coding region: 1-1053 (350 amino acids)
Biological process (GO): G protein-coupled receptor signaling pathway
Cellular component (GO): neuron projection; plasma membrane
Molecular function (GO): neuropeptide Y receptor activity; neuropeptide binding
Source: RefSeq, a predicted model, not a curated record
AUGGAUAUCUUCAUGGAUGAGGAUUUCAGUGGCACCAGUAACAUCACCCAUGAGGCAGGACGAGAAAGACUAGAGGGCAACGCAAGUCAAAGACUUAACCACAGCAACGCCCUGGGCAUGUUUUUAGGCAUGGAGCUUCUUCUAAGUUUCAAACCUCUCUUCCUGCCUCUCUACUGCCUCUUAGUGGCUGUAGCUGGUGUUGGCAACUCCUUCUUGUUGGCCUGCAUCUUGGCUGACAAAAAGCUCCACAACGCCACCAACAUUUUCAUUGGUAACCUCGCGGCUGGUGACCUUUUGAUGUGUCUAAGUUGUGUACCACUGACGGCGUCUUACGCCUUUGACAGCCGCGGCUGGGCAUUUGGACAGCCUCUCUGCCACCUGGUCCCCUUGCUGCAAUGUGCCACGGUCUUUGCAUCAGCGCUUUCCCUCACUGCCAUCGCUGUGGACCGCUACAUUGUUGUCGCUCACCCAAUACGGAGGAGGAUCUCAGUGUGGGGUUGUGGGGCAGUAGUUCUGGGUGUCUGGCUGAUAUCUCUGGCUCUGGCAGCCCCUCCAUCCCUCAAUACACGCUAUUUGGACCUACGGCCCAAUGGCGUUAAUCUAGUAGUGUGUGAGGAAUUCUGGCCACAUAGAGGUCAACUGCGGCUGCUCUACUCCUGCUUUAUUCUUAUUGUCUCCUACAUGAUCCCUCUGCUGUCUGUCAGUAUAUCCUACUGUGCCAUCACUAUCACCCUGAAACGCCAUGCUCUGCCUCGGGAGGGAUCCCAAAGCCAGCAGCGCUGGAGCCAGAGGAGGAAGAGGACAUUCUCCCUGCUGGUGGCCUCUGUGCUGGCCUUUGCCCUGUGUUGGCUGCCCUUGCAGGUGCUGAACCUGUUGCUGGACCUAGACCCAGACUUCCACAUCAUAGGGAAGCGUUAUGUGAAUGUCUUGCAAGUCUGCUGUCAUUUAGUGGCUAUGAGCUCUGCCUGUUACAACCCUUUUAUCUACGCCUCACUGCAUAGUAAGGUCCGCAUGCACCUGAAAGGCUACCUCUGCCCCUGUCGCAGUCAUUAA